Molecule: messenger RNA, 5226 nt
Organism: Manis javanica (Malayan pangolin)
Lineage: Eukaryota; Metazoa; Chordata; Mammalia; Pholidota; Manidae
Source: RefSeq, a predicted model, not a curated record
CGUGAGUCAUAUCUACAUCAGAUAGGGAAGGGUGGUUCCUCGCUGUAAACACUCUCAGGUACACAAAGGGGUGGGAGGAUUUCUUUAACCGUGGCCUUCCAGAAUCAUAGGGCUCAGGUAGAGUUCAACACUAUCAGAAUGCAGGGAAGUCUCUCCACGGAUUCAGCCUGAGGCUAACGAGGUACACAAGGGGUCGCUGGGUUCUCAGGCGAGCCUGCACGUGCAUUUUCCGCGCCGCGUGAAGAGGCAGCAAGCCGCGACGACGACCGGAGAAAGAGCCCGCCGCCAUUACUGCGCAGAACGCCAAGGGCCCCGGCGGCCGGCCGGGGCAGCCCCACCCGCGCGCGCGCGCGCGCGCAUCUGCGCAGACCCGGCCUCGGCGCGUGCACGGCGCCGGGCUGCGGUGACUGAGGGAGGCGGGCCGGGUCCCGGUGGCGCGGCCGCCGAUCCUGAGAGGCUCAGGCGGUGGCGGUGCUCCCCGUCCGAGGGGCUCGACCCCAGCAGCGGCGGGGGCGCCCGCGGCCCCUGGGCGAAUUGAGGAUGAGGCCCCGGGGCGACGGCGCGGCGCGACCACUUCCAGCGGCCGCGCCCGGGGGUUGGAUCGGGACAAGAAUGGAUGUGAGGAAACCACCUGGAGGUGACAGUUGAGACUAGACUUGGGACUGUGAAGAGAGGGCGAAUACUAAGAGUACAAUGACUCAUCUCCUCACUGUGCUGCUAGUAGCUGUAUUUACAUCUUUUGGAGUAUUUGUGGAAGGUUUUCUAAAGCUUGUAUCUGAGGUGGGUUUUGCAAGGUUAGGCAUCUGGGACUUGGAGAAGUUCAGUAACGUGUGUGAAGUCAUCCAGCUCAAAAAUGAUGUAGCCAGUAUUCCAGUACAAGUUAGUUUGAAUCCAAGUAAGGCAAAAGAGAAUGAAAGAAGUAGAUAAUCUUGAAAGCAUAGAAGAAGAAUGGGUUUGUGAAACAGGAUCUGAUAACCAACCUCUUAAUGAUAAUCAACAAACAAAUUGUGAAUAUUUUGUUGAUAACCUUUUUGAGGAAGCUCAGAAAGUUGGUGCCAAAUGCUUGUCUCCCACUGAACAGAAGAAACAGGUAGAUGUAAGCAUAAAAUUAUGGAAAAAUGGAUUCACAGUCAACGAUGAUUUCAGAAGUUAUUCUGAUUGUGCAAGUCAGCAAUUUCUUAACUCCAUCAAAAAAGGGGAAUUACCUUUAGAGUUACAGGGAAUUUUCGAUAAAGAGGAGGUUGAUGUUAAAGUCGAAGACAAGAAAAAUGAACUGUGUAUGUCAACCAAGCCUGUGUUUCAGCCCUUCUCAGGACAGGGUCACAGACUGGGAAGUGCAACACCAAAAAUUGUCUUUAAACCAAGGAGUACUGAAGUUGAGAAUAAAAAUAAUUUGUCUACUGUCCAGCUAAACAACCUAGAACCCAUCACUAACAUACAGAUCUGGUUAGCCAACGGGAAAAGGAUUGUCCAGAAAUUUAAUAUUUCUCAUAGGAUAAGCCACAUCAAAGACUUCAUCGAAAAAUACCAAGGAUCUCAAAGAAGUCCUCCCUUUUCCCUGGCAACAGCUCUUCCUUUUCUCAGAUUGCUAGAUGAAACACUCACGUUGGAAGAAGCAGAUUUACAGAACGCUGUGAUCAUUCAAAGACUUCAAAGAAAUGCUGGACCUUUUAGAGAAUUUUCAUAAACAUUGAUUUCUGAUGCACUAAGUAGAGAGCUUGCAAAGAAAUAAAUGCUGGAUGUAAGUGGAAAUUCGAGCCCAAAUGGGAGAAAAGAAAAGUCAGGUUCAUUGGACUUUUUCUUGGAGUAUUAAUUUAACUCUCUACUUGAUGCAAAGAUUCUUAGAUAAGUACAAGUUAAGAAAGUAUGACUGGAAAGUAUAUUGAAAGCACUCUUUCCAAAAAGCUACUCAUAAAGAGAAACAUACGUAAUUUCAAAUACCAGUAAUUCAACAUAAGACAUGUUUAAUAGCUAUGUCAUUUAGAAUCUUAACAUGGUAUAAAUUAGCAAAUGUGUUCACAGCAUCAUUCCCAGACAGCAGUGAUUUAUUUAAAUGUUAGCUAUCUAGGAUUUUUAGAUAGCAAUACACACAAAAAAUAUAUAUACAACAGGUUAUAAACAUCAAUAUAAUUAUUUUUAUACUUGAGAUACAAUCGAAUGGCUGGAAGGGACUGCUUUCACCUUAGGCACAUAGCUAUGCCUAAACUUCAAAAUGUUCUCAGUUUGCCUUCUCUAAUGGCAAGAUAUACUCAAUUAUUCAUUUGGCAACAGUAUCUGAGAUGUCUUUUUAAGAAUAAAAUGAAGGAUAAAAUUAUUUAGCUUAGUAUAAUGUCAAUAUUGAUGUGCCUACUCAUAUUUCUAUAUUUUUGAAAAGUGUAAUUUUAAAAAAAUUAUUUUCUCUCCAGGAACCCUACUUCGUUCCCUAUCUUACUGUCUUUUGCAAAUUAGGGAUUUGUUCUUCUUUGACAUUUGGAGUAAGCUACUCAUGUGCCACCACUCAGAUUCUUAUGCUUGUGUUGUCACAUUGAUAAUUAAUAUUUUUAAAUGUGUCAUGUAAAGUAUGGUUUUCUAUUCAAUGCGUCAGAGUCAACCCAUGCAUGUAUUAAAGGAUUAUUUACAUUCUGAUGUACCCAAGGAAAACAUGCUUUUUUUUAAUUCAUUUUAUUAUCAUUAAUCUACAAUUACAUGAAGAACAUUAUGGUUACUAGACUCCCCCCUUCACCAAGUCCCCCCCAACAAACCCCAUUACAGUCACUGUCCAUCAGCAACACAUGCUUUUUAUCUUAGACUUUUAACUAAAACCUAUUAGACUUUAGUAUUUCACUAUCAGAUUAAAUCCCCUUUGCCUAAAAAUAAGCUUUUUUUUUUAAGUAAUCAUAUUUAAAGUAAAAUACACAUUGAUUGUGCCAAAGAAUUAAGUAGCCAUGCCUAUCAGCAGUAAUGUUCAUAGGCACUAGAUGUCUUUUGGAAAGAGCAGUUCUCAAUCUUUUUGGUCUCAAGAUCUUUUAUGUGGUUUGUAUAUAUUAUGUUAAAAGUUAUAAAUAUUUAUUCAUUUAAUAAACACUUGAUAAUAUAAACAUUUUUAUGAAAAAUGUCUAUUUUGUAAAACAAAAAGAUUGUGAGAAAAGUGGAGAAUUGUGUUCCAUUUUUUGCAAAUGUCUUUACUGUCAAUUAAAGAAGACAGAUGGAGUCUUGUAUCUGCCUGUACAUUCAGUCUGUCUUGGUAUCACACAUGUAGCCUCACACAUUUACCGUCAGAUGGUAAAUGCUACUGUAUGCUCAUGAGGAAAUGAAAACAAAAAAGCAAAUAACAUCUUAGUAUGAUUAUGAAAAUAGUCUUAACUUUGUAAACCCCUUAAAAGAGCCAUUCUUAUAAAGUAGUGAUUUGCAGUGAUUUUCAAGCCCUAGUGUAAGAAUUACUUGGGAGAUUUCCAGAAUGACUAUUCUGGCCACAUUUUGAUUCAGUGUAUCUGGGGUGGAUCCCAGAUCUCUGCAUUUUUUAUCUCAACUGAUUCCUACGUAUAUAACCAGUCUUAAUUAAGUAAAUCGUGCAAUAAGCUUCCACCCUAAGAAACUAAAAGUUGCAUGCUUCACUAUGGACAGUGGAAGGCUGUACACUGAAAUGGACCCUUAAUUUUUAUCCUUGUAUAAGGAUAUACAAGGAUAUAAAUUUUAUCCUUGUAUAAGAGUUUGUUCUUAAGCUGCACCCCUUUAAGUCUGAAUUAUUUAUGACAUAAACCAGUAUUAUAUCUUUAAGCACAGCUGAAGGCUGGAACCCUUAAAUGAGGUUUUUAUUAAAGACUCAGGAAUAACAAAAGGAAAUAUAUCACUAGAUGAUCUAGCUUAUAAAAAUCUUCUUUUGAGGUCUAGUUUAAGAAUAUUUUACGUGGUAGAAGGCCAUCUUUUAAUUACGAAAAGCAGGAAGACAGGAGAGCCUUAUCCUUUUGUCAUUUCUUCUCAAAAAUGAACAGAUAUAUAUUAGAAAAUAUUUAUUGUCAGUAAUGUUUACAGCUAUGAUAGUCUAGUGAAACAAAAUAGCAUUCUUAAAAAAAAUGGGAUGAUAAGAUAAACUUUCAGAUAAUACAGUAACAACUAGUUGUUUCAAGAAUCUAAGAAAAUGUUUCUUAAAAUUUAGGCCUUUCAUGAAGCAUUUUACAAUUUUAAUUUGCAUAUAGUCAAUAUGUGAUUCUCCAUAUAUUUCUAUAAAGGGAACUCUCGUUGGAAAUACUUUACUUUUACCUACAGAAACAUCUCCUUUGUGGAUUUUGCAGUUUAUAUUAUGUAACCAGAAGACAUAUUGGAGGUUUUCUCAUGUGUUCACUUAGAAAACACGCAGUAAGAAGUUCCUAUAGAGAAGGACCUGUCAUCAGCAAUAACUUCAUGUUUGUAGCUGUGAAAAUGUUCAUUAAUGUGAAUAAUCUCAGAGGUUUUCUAAUGGGAAUCAUCCAAUAAAGCUUUUUACCUGAAAAUUUAAUAAUUGUAAAGUGUGAAAUACUUAAAAUACGUUGACUUUAGAAAACAUGGUUUUGGCAAGGGAAGGCAAACUUGAAAAUAAGCUUCUUCGGUGGAAUACAGUUUAACCCAUGUAGUUGUUUUUAUAACUCAUCAAUCAGUUGAAAGUCAUUGUUAAGGCUGACAAACAGAAGGACAAUUUUAAUUUUGCAGAUUCUAAUUUAACGGUUAAAUUACUAUGCAUUAUCCAGGUAAUAAAAGUGAUCUUACUUCUUUUAUGCACUUCUCUCAUUCAGAGUAAUUUUCAUUAUAUUUCAUUGUGAUGAAAUAUGGUAUGUAUGCAUCUAUUUCAGUGCCUUAAAGUAUUUUGAGAGCUUUUACUAAUGGUUAACUGUUGUCUUAAGGAUGAAAUACUACUAUUCAUUGAAAGGAUCUGUGAAAGAAUUUAUACUUGUUUGUUAUAAAAUAUAGGAUGCAUUUGUCUUUUAUUUGGCCAAGUCAUUCAGUUUGAGAACCAACAAACAUUAGGUGCCUUCUGUUUGCCAGGUACUGUUACCAAUGUUACUGUCAUUUAAUAUACAGAAGUGUUAAAAUAUGGUAUUUUAAUACUAAUUCAAUGGUUGUGAUUAUAUUUUGACAAUCCUUUGUGUCCUGAAUUGAAUUAACAUAAAGACUGUUUGGUAGGGUUUGCUCUCUGUUCUUUCAAAGUACAAACCAUUUAAUUAAAAAAUUGUUCAUUAUAUAUUGAAUAAAACUGGCUUAUUUGGGAGACUA